This is a messenger RNA of Actinia tenebrosa (Australian red waratah sea anemone), 984 nucleotides long. Its product is annotated as melanocyte-stimulating hormone receptor-like. Gene Ontology annotation, molecular function: G protein-coupled receptor activity. The record is from RefSeq and is a predicted model, not a curated record. NCBI's taxonomy places the organism in Eukaryota, Metazoa, Cnidaria, Anthozoa, Actiniaria, Actiniidae. Gene Ontology annotation, biological process: G protein-coupled receptor signaling pathway. Gene Ontology annotation, cellular component: membrane.
AUGAACAAUAUUAACAUCUCUGAAAUCUUAUUAGGAAACACUUCUUUCUUCGCGAGCAAAUCAUGCUUUACGACCGGCAUAUCUUACAACGAACACAAAGUACCAUCCAUGACGACAAUGGUGAUAAAUGGAAUUUUCUCUCCCAUUGCAGUUUUGCUGAAUUCUUUAAUCAUUCUUAUAAUUUGCCGAACAACUUCACUUCAAGAUGUUCCUGAGAAUAUCCUCAUUGCCGGUCUUUCGCUUGCAGACUUACUAACAGGAGUUCUUACUCAACCUCUAUUUGUUCUGUCCAAAGUCCUGUGGCUGAAGUGCAACGGUCUUUAUUCAACAAUCAGCGACAACGUACUUGUCCCUUCGAUGUUGAUGUGUUCCGGAAGCGCAUUCGUUUUCAUUGCUGCUUUAAGCUUGGAAAAGGUUCUCGCUCUCCACUUCCACUUACGAUAUAAUUCCAUCAUCACGACCAAGCGUACUUGGAUUUUUACUGGAACAGCAUGGCUAUCGAUUUUCCUCUUUUCCCUCUUGUUAGGUCUUGAAGUAGUUGACCAAAACACUAUGAACAGUGCAAGUAGUUUCGUUGGUUCGGUAUGUAUUGUCAUUACUUUGGUGGCGCUCAUAAGAAUCUUGACUACCGUGAAACGACAUCGAAGACAAAUUUCAGCUCAAAUAUCUCAUAUUAGGCGAGCAAAUCCUCAUCUCCAAGUACCGGAGCUGACAAGUUGGCAAGCAGCUUUACGAGAAAUCAAAAGGGCUAUUAAUCUUGCCUACUUUGUAGGACUAUAUUUCAUUUUCUUUACUCCACAUCUCGUACUCCAGUUAUAUAAGGUCGUGAACAACAUCAAAAUCGGUUCUCUGGUGAACUAUUACGUAUCGACGGAAACAAUACUUUUUAUUAGGGCAUCUUUCAGUCCUGUCGUAUGGCUUUUGAGAAAAAGAGAAUUCAGAAAUGCGUUGAAAACAGUUUGGGCAGGUGAACGAGGAAGCUGA